AUGCUCCGCACCAUACUAGCUCGCCCACGCUCACAUUUUCCUCUUUUCAUCCGUCGCUACAGUAAACCAGCAACAAUGGCAUUGAGGGCAAUUUCGGCUAAGGAUGCCGCCUCGCUCGACAAAGACCUUAUGGAAUCCGGCGGUUGGUCUCUAGAUCAACUAAUGGAGCUAGCUGGACUCUCUGUUGCGCAAGCCGUCUGGAGAUUCCACCCGCCUAAUGCAGGCAAGAACAUCCUGGUGGUCUGUGGACCAGGUAACAAUGGAGGAGACGGCCUAGUAGCCGCUCGCCACCUCUCACAUUUCGGCUACGUACCAUCAGUUUACUACCCAAAAGAAGGCAAAAACGAGCUCUACCAACGCCUCAAAACACAACUCCACAACCUCUCCGUCCCCUUCAUAACAGCCGAACAAUUCCCAAGUAGCCUUCAACAGAGCGCCCUACUAGUUGACGCAAUCUUUGGCUUUUCCUUCGGCGGAUCAUUGCGCGAUCCCUUCGGUGAUAUCGUUACACAGAUCGAGUCCGCUAAAGUCCCUGUGCUGAGUGUUGACGCGCCCAGCUCGUGGGAUAUUCAGAGCGGGCCACCGAAGGAAGGUCCCGGUGCGAAUUUUAUGCCUAGUGCGCUUAUUAGUUUGUCGGCGCCGAAGCCUUGUGUGGCGUUUUAUCGGGGCAGACAUUUUAUUGGAGGUAGAUUCUUGACUAAGGCUUUGGCGCAGAAGUACGGGCUUGAUUUGCCGCAGUAUCAGGGUGUGGAUCAAGUUUUGGAAAUUGGGGUUGAUGCUGAAGGUCGAUUGUGA
Molecule: messenger RNA, 795 nt
Organism: Penicillium soppii
Lineage: Eukaryota; Fungi; Ascomycota; Eurotiomycetes; Eurotiales; Aspergillaceae
Product: NADHX epimerase
Exons: 5
Coding region: 1-795 (264 amino acids)
Cellular component (GO): mitochondrion
Molecular function (GO): NAD(P)HX epimerase activity
Source: RefSeq, a predicted model, not a curated record